GUCCUCCUCGGCUCGUGCAGGCUAGCGAGUUAGCUAGUGCUAUGUAAAACUGUACACGGCUGUCCUCGAUAGUCUGUCAAAACACUGCUCAGUCCUGAGUGGCGUAGGGUUUGACGUACUAUUUAGUAUGCGGUUUCAUACAGCUGUGGUUCGGACUAGAAGCUUUCGUGGGACUUGAACCGGAAACCAAACUUUUUUUCCCCCUCAAACUUGUUUCGUUGCUGAGUCGAAAAGAGGAAAAAAAAGCGAUGAGCAGAAGCAGCGCGGCACCGUUACCAUGCCCAGUUCCUUCUUUUCCAGCUUCGCAUCAUGUCGGCUGUGAGAAAGUUCUCAGCAAAAAGAAGUGAAAUAUCCGCCGCUGGCCUGAGAUAAAGUGGCCGUCGAGUGUUUUUCUUUCUUUUUUCCUUUUUUUUCUCUCCUUCACAUAACGGACUGUGAGUGAUUUAUCAUGGGAGAUGAUGUUAAAGAUGAGCCAGCCAAGCCCAAAGAAACAACGUUCACAGGCAAAGCAGGCUGGUUGAAGAAAUCCUCGGGGAAGUUCCUGAGCAGCUACAAGGACCGCUACGUCCAGCUGGACAAAACUGAGUUCGCAGUGUAUGAGAAUGAGGACUUAAAGAACUGCAUGGAACGUCUGGACUUGGAAAACUAUGACAAAUGCCACGAGUUACGCAGCCCUUUCAAGAAGAAAUACAGGCUGAUACUGAUACGAGCACCCAAGAGUGCUAGUAAGGUCUGUGAUGUCAAACUGCAGGCUCAAAAUCAGGAAGAAAAAGAAGCUUGGAUCAAGGCACUCAGUGAUGGCAUUAACAGGGCAAAGAAUAAAAUCUUUGAUGAGGUGAAAGUAGAUGAAAGUUUAUCUUUAGAUCAUGUCACACGUACUCGUCCAAAAGGAAACCGUAGUAGAAGACCACCAACCAGGAUACACAUGAAGGAGGCUGCAAGCAUUUCAGAUGGAAUCUUGAGACUGGACCUUGACACUGCUGACAAUAUGCCCAAUGGUGCCCACUUCUUAGUGGAUGAUGCUGAUGGAAAAGCCAAAGUGGAUCUGGCUAAAUCUUUUGAAGAUAUUCCAGAGGAAGCUGCAGAUGAAGAUACGGCGCCUCAGAAGAAAGUCCUGAAGCCUCCAAUGCCUCCAUCAAAGGAGAACAAACCCAGUGAAAGCCAGGACAGUGAGGACAAACAUGAAGAACUUGCCCCACAGAAGAAGAUUCUCAUGCCACCGAUGCCACCAUCAAAGGAGCAGAAACCAUCUGAAAAUACAGAGGAGGAAAAGGGAAGUGAGGAGGAGACAGUUGUGAAGCCACCGAUGCCUCCUUCAAAGGAGAAUAAACCCAGUGAAAGCCAGGACAGUGAGGACAAACAUGAAGAACUUGCCCCACAGAAGAAGAUUCUCAUGCCACCGAUGCCACCAUCAAAGGAGCAGAAACCAUCUGAAAAUACAGAGGAGGAAAAGGGAAGUGAGGAGGAGACAGUUGUGAAGCCACCGAUGCCUCCUUCAAAGGAGAAUAAACCCAGUGAAAGCCAGGACAGUGAGGACAAACAUGAAGAACUUGCCCCACAGAAGAAGAUUCUCAUGCCACCGAUGCCACCAUCAAAGGAGCAGAAACCAUCUGAAAAUACAGAGGAGGAAAAGGGAAGCAAGAAGGAGACAGUUGUGAAGCCACCGAUGCCUCCUUCAAAGGAGAAUAAACCCAUAUUAAGUCCCAGUGGGGAUGCCAGUGAAGAUACUGCCUCAGAGAAUAGUGAGUCCGAAGCAGCAACCACACCUGGCAAAUCCAGUCCAGUUCAAGGUGAGACAGAUGGUCCUGAAACCGUCCAUCCUCCCAGUCCACCAUCCAAAGACAUGAAACCCAAGCAGGCACUCGACUUAAGUGAUGAAGAAUUUCUUUCAGAAGUUGAUGAAGGUUUUCCCAGUAAAGAAAAUGAGGAAGCUGAGGCAGAAUCAGGUAAGACAGAAGACAAACCAUUCACACUCUCAAAUAAGGUCCCAAAGCCCCAAGGAGUGAUGUGGGAUACAUCUUCUUCAGCAGUGGAGAAAAAUUCUGUGGACCAAACUGCUAACGUAUCUGCUGAAAGUGUAGCAAAUAUGAUAACUCAUGAACCUGCAAAACCUGCCAGUGAACUUAAAUUAACUCCAUAUUCAACUCCAGAGGCUGUUAAAAAGAGCGUGCCCCCCCCUGCUCCACCAAAAAAGAAACCUCUUAAACCACCUGUCAAAAUGGAGAACCAAGUUGUCCAGGAUGACUGUGUGGUCUCAACUAAUGCUUCAUUUCCUGAGACUGUUUCAUCCUCAGUUGAAAAAGGCUCUGAAAUCACACCAUCAGAUGAAACAAAACUUACCACUGAAGAACCAAAAGAAGAGAUUGUUAUCCUGAGUCUCAGUAAUUCAGGAGCAAGUGAGGACCUGGAUGAUGUAUCUGGAGUGGAAGUAAAGUCUAUAGACAGCGGCCAACUCUCUGCUGAAGACUCUGAAAGUAGUGAGCAAGUUACACCAUCCACAGAUAAGCUGCAAAGUAGUCUGGAAGUCUUAGAUGAUGUGACCAGCGAAGAGGAACUGGAGACACCGGACAGCAGCGUCCAGAAAAUGGAGGAUCCACUUUCAGCCAUCCUAACUGUUCAGCUUGAAACCACCAUGGAUGACUCCAGCCCAGUUACUGGAGAAAAUACGCAUACCCUUCAGAUCUCCAGUCCUGCCUCAUCACUGAACUCCUCCUUGAAGAAACGGUCUGCAUCCACGGGAGACCUUCUUGAGGAGGUGAAGGGCUUGCAACGUAAAGUGUCGAUAGAGCUUGAGGAGACAGGAGAGCUGCUGGGUAAAAUAGCACCCAGAGGGUCCCCUGAAGCUGGACAAGACAGUGAGGCGGUAACAGACCCAGAGAUCCUUCUUGCUACAGCCAUGGAGAAACUCAGGAAAGCUGACCAGUUCUUGAGAGAAGCCAAGAAUUUUAAAGAGCAGGAGAACAAGAGCAAUAGAACAAGCUGGUAAUUGCAGAAGAUGAAGAUGUUGGGGUAAUAUUGUGUUAAUGGAAUCACAGAACCUACAAAUGAUCAAGUGCAAUUAUACCCCCAUUACUUUUUUAUACUGGACCACUGCAUAGUUAAUGGGUCCAUCUAAAACUGUUUCGUAACCAGGUACCUUGGAUUAAACUAGGGAUCCAAUACUGAGUAUUGAUAUCAAACCAGCAUUGCCCAGAAAUGCUGGCUCAAUGAAUCCCUGAAUUAAAGUUUUAAACUUGAUUUUUGAUCCCAGUUGACGUACUUGAUGAGCGAGAUUGUGGAAACGUAAGCACGAAUGCUUCUCAGCGGAUGUCAACAUGUGUUCUUGCUUUCAGAAUUGUGUUCUCUGAGGUUUUCUACACUGGGUUAACAUGACGCUUAUCCUCAUGUCAGUUUGACAGUUUUGAGUUCAAGGCUUCCAGCACUGGUAUCCAACUAGCACUUAAAAUGACGAUUAUGGUAAUUUAACAGAAUGGUUUUGCACUCAAGUUUCCCUGCUGUGUUAUAUGGGCUGUACGACAGUACAGCGGUUAUCCACCUUAGAGCAUAUUGUUUUAGUGUUCUACACACAAGCACACAAACAGGGCCACAUGAUGAUGAAACUAGCGUCAGGUUACUUAGUGUAACGCUAAAAAUAAUGCAGUGGCCUUGUUCAUGUUUUCUGAUAAUGUACAUGGGAAAUGCCAACUUCCUGUCUGAUAUCCAUCAUUUGGAUGUCCAUUUCACGGUUGACACAAAAAGCAUCAUGAAAAGACCUAUUUUCAUACUGACAGUGAGAAUGCAGUUUGAAUUCCUCUGCUUAUCUCUAUUUGAUUAGAAUAUUCACGUUAUGCUAACAGCUAUUACGCUAACCUUCCAUUGUCUUUUAAAGUGUUUUUUGUUUUUUUGUAAGCGUCAGGGCAUACUGUACCUUUGUUAUUGUCCGUGUUUUUAUAUGUAGAAAAUGCAGUAUAUGGUCCAGCUACUCAGUAAUAAUAGCGCUAACCCCCUUUUUUUGUAUGAAUUUCUGGUUAGGUUUUUAAUACGUUUUUAUUUCAAACAUAAAAAUAUUAGACGUGAAUAGAUCAUGUCGUACAGGUCAUUGCCUUGCACUUGUAGAUGUAGCCGACUUACCAGAACAUUCCUGAAACAUGAUUCAGAGACCCUAAAGUAUUUCUCUGUGAGCAUCCGCAUAGCAUUUAUAGUUACUUUGUAUAGCAAUAUAUUAGCUCAUUGUUGUUGUUUUUUUUUUUUUUCUUCAUAAAGGAUCUCCUUUUGUAAAUAACACGUCUACCAAUGAACUGCUUAAUAUUUAAGUUAUUAAUAUUCUGGCAUCCUGGUUCCUGUCCUUUGAAGCAAAAAAACAAAACAAACAAAACCUAAUAUCAAAUUUACUCAGAGAUACCAAUGUACUGAACCGAUAAAUUAUGUUUACCAUUAAAAAUAUAAAAAGAUCUAUGAUUAUAUAUAUUGUAAUAUAUUAUUUGUCACUGACUGCAUUUACUAACUGGACUAAUAAGGUUUUUUUUUUUGAUGUCUUAUGUUUAAUGUGCAAAAAAA
Neoarius graeffei (lesser salmon catfish) is the source of this 4536-nucleotide messenger RNA. It is a transcript of the gene plekho2, whose product is annotated as pleckstrin homology domain containing, family O member 2. The transcript is spliced from 6 exons. The record is from RefSeq and is a predicted model, not a curated record. The coding region runs from base 449 to 2986 and encodes 845 amino acids. Lineage: Eukaryota; Metazoa; Chordata; Actinopteri; Siluriformes; Ariidae.